AUGUUUUCAAAAAAGAAAAAGAAGCCACUUAUUUCUCCACCGAGUAAUUUUGAACAUAGAGUCCACACUGGUUUUGAUAAAAGAGAAAAUAAGUUUGUUGGCCUACCUUUACAGUGGGCGUCACUUGUUGGCAAUAAUCAGAUAUUAAAAUCAUCAAAUCGGCCUUUGCCAUUAGUGGAUCCCUCAGAAAUAACACCAACAGAGAUUUUAGAUCUUAAAACAGUUGUACGAGGUGACCACAGGACUACAUCAGUUGCUGCCAUAUCAAGACCCACAUCCACAAACCCAAUCACACAACCGGUACAAAACGGCGUCAUACUACCAAAGACGUCCAAUGUUGCACGCUCCAAUUCAUUGCGAAGUUCAAGCCCGCCGCGGAUCAGGCGGGAUUUGAGGAGUCAGGCAAAUAUACCACCAUCAGUCCCAGAAGAAUUACCUGUACAACCACCGCAGUAUCCUAGCCUGCGUCGUGAACAGAGCAAUUAUACACUGAACCAGCCCAUAGGGGAAUCUCCAGUUGAAUGGUCUCAUGCCCAUGAAGCAACUGUACGUUCAAUAAACGAUGCCAAUGAUAACCCACAGUCGACAACCUAUCAAAAUAUCCAGAAUGCCAACAUACCUUAUCAGCAUCAUAACCAUCCACCACCGCAACCUGUUGUGCAGCAGCCGCUUGGUAUGAAUGGAAACAUGAAUAUGGGUGAUUCAUAUGGAAGCGGCGUUCGACACCAGCACGCAGGUGCUCCGCCCCCCGCGCAUUUGCCCCUCGCUGCUUCUAAGCACGAGCUACGUUUAACUCACGAACAGUUCCGUGCAGCUCUGCGCUUAGUGGUGAGCGAUGGAGAUCCAAGAGAAACGUUGACUGGCUUCAGCAAGAUCGGCAAAGGAAGCACAGGGGUCGUAUGCGUCGCUACAGAUACAAGAACGCGACGUCGGGUAGCCGUGAAAAUGAUGAACCUUCGCAACCAACAGAGACGAGAGCUUCUGUUUAAUGAAGUGGUGAUAAUGCGUGACUACCCUCAUCCGAACAUAGUGGAAAUGUACGCGUCGUACCUCGUUGGUAAUGAGCUGUGGGUAGUUAUGGAAUAUAUGGCGGGCGCGUCGCUUACACAGAUAGUCACACGUGCGCGUAUGGACCCUGAACAGAUUGCAACGGUGUGCAAACAGUGCUUGAAGGCAUUGGCAUUCCUCCAUGGGCAAGGUGUGAUCCAUCGGGACAUCAAAUCUGACUCAAUCCUCAUGACGGCAGAUGGACGUGUAAAGCUAUCCGACUUUGGUUUUUGUGCCCAAGUUUCACAAGAACUACCAAAGCGUAAAUCGCUCGUGGGCACGCCAUAUUGGAUGUCUCCGGAGGUGGUGUCUCGACUACCUUAUGGGCCUGAAGUGGAUGUGUGGUCUCUGGGUAUAAUGGUCAUCGAGAUGAUAGAUGGCGAACCUCCAUUCUUCAAUGAGCCACCGUUACAGGCCAUGCGACGCAUACGCGACAUGCCACCGCCUCGACCGCGCGGCGCUUCCCGUUGCCCCCCGGACUUACUAUCUUUCCUGGAGUGUGCUCUGGUCCGUGAUCCGGCGCAGCGUCAUUCUGCUGCACGUUUGCUACACCAUCCGCUACUGCGUCGCGCUGGUCCGCCCGCGCUACUCGUGCCGCUAAUGCCGCAUUGA
Messenger RNA from Leptosia nina, 1659 nucleotides. NCBI's taxonomy places the organism in Eukaryota, Metazoa, Arthropoda, Insecta, Lepidoptera, Pieridae. The record is from the annotation of a GenBank genome assembly.